AUGGCAGAACCUGUCAUCACGUCCUUAUUGGACACUGACAUGUAUAAAAUUACCAUGCAUGCUGCAGUAUUUACGAAUUUUCCUGAUGCAGAAGUUGUUUACAAAUAUACCAAUAGAUCUUCCCAAAUGACUUUCAACCAGGAUGCUGUAGAUUGGCUCUAUGCACAAUUUAAAACGUUUCGGACAUUGACUUUCACUCAGGAAGAAAUCAAAUAUUUGAGAAAGGCCAUUCCGUACCUUCCUGAAACCUAUUUCAAUUAUAUCUCGGGUGAAGAUUUCAAGCUCUCCCCUGGAGAUGAGAUUAAUCUCUCAGUCAAAGAAAGUUCGCAACCGGGCCAUUAUGAUUUGGAUAUUCAUAUCAAGGGCCUAUGGAAAGAUAUGAUACUAUAUGAAAUCCCUGUUCUUGCCCUAGUAUCUGAGGCAUACUUCAAAUUUGUUGACACGGACUGGACUUAUGAUGGUCAGUUAGAGAAUGCAUAUGAGAAGGCCAAAAAACUUUUAAGCAAUGGAAUUGUUUUCAGUGAGUUCGGCAGCAGACGUAGAAGAUCUCUUAAUACACAAGAUUUGGUAAUGCAGGGUAUCAUGAAAGCUGUUGAAGAAUAUGGGGACGAAGGCAAGAAAUUGUUUCUAGGUUCUUCCAACGUUCUAUUCUCAAAGAAAUAUGGCGUUAAACCAAUUGGUACAGUUGCUCACGAGUGGAUGAUGGGCAUUGCUUCCAUCACGGGUGAUUAUUUGAGUGCCAAUAAGAAUGCCAUGGACUACUGGAUAAAAACAUUUGGUAAGGAGCACGCUGGUCUAGCUUUAACGGAUACUUUUGGGACCGAUGACUUCCUAAAAGCUUUUAAACCACCAUAUUCGGACUGCUACAUCGGUGUAAGACAAGAUUCUGGUGAUCCGGUAAAAUACACCGAAAAGAUUGCACACCACUACUAUGACGUUUUAAAAUAUCCAAAGUUUUCCAAAAUGAUAUGUUACUCCGACUCUCUUAAUCCAGACAAAGCUAUAGAAUAUGCGAAAGUUGCUAACGAUAAAGGACUAAAAGCGACCUUCGGGAUUGGUACCAAUUUCACGAAUGAUUUUGUGAAAAAAUCCAACCCAUCGCAGAAAAGUGAGCCUUUGAAUAUUGUGAUUAAACUAGUAGAAGUUAAUGGGAAUCACGCAAUCAAAAUUUCAGACAACUUGGGGAAAAAUAUGGGUGAUCCAGAGACAGUUCGCAAGGUGAAGAGAGAACUAGGCUAUACAGAGGCUACAUGGUCCGGUGACAAUGAGGCACACAGAUGGGCAGCAUAG
Messenger RNA from Lachancea fermentati, 1290 nucleotides. NCBI's taxonomy places the organism in Eukaryota, Fungi, Ascomycota, Saccharomycetes, Saccharomycetales, Saccharomycetaceae. The record is from the annotation of a GenBank genome assembly.